Messenger RNA from Humulus lupulus (European hop), 699 nucleotides. Its product is annotated as secreted RxLR effector protein 161-like. The transcript has a single exon. The record is from RefSeq and is a predicted model, not a curated record. NCBI's taxonomy places the organism in Eukaryota, Viridiplantae, Streptophyta, Magnoliopsida, Rosales, Cannabaceae. Bases 1 to 699 code for a protein of 232 amino acids.
AUGGCAAAUCUGAAACUGUGCCCCACUCCUAUGGUUGUUGGCAAACCCAUAUCUUCAACAGAUGGAGACAAACUCAACAACCCCACGUUAUAUAGAAGCCUUCUGGGAGCUUUACAGUAUCUUUGUCAUACAUGGCCAGAUAUUUCAUUUCCAGUAAAUAAUUUGAGUCAGUUUCUUCAAGAACCAGCAACAACACAUUGGAGUGGAGCUAAGAGGAUACUAAGAUACUUGAAAGGAACAGUCCAUAAUGGUCUUCAUAUUGGCGAAAGUGGCAAUCGAAGCAUAGUAGGAUACUCCGAUGCCGACUGGGCUUGCUGUCCAGAUGAUAGAAGAUCGAUUGCAAGCUACUGUGUGUAUUUUGGAGACUCUCUAGUGUCUUGGUCAUCAAAGAAGCAAGUUGUUGUCUCAAGUUCUAGUACAGAAUUCGAGUACAGGGCUCUAGCACACGUUGCAGCCAAGAUUGCAUGGAUUGAAUCAUUGCUAAAGGAGUUAAAUUUCCCACUGCCAAGCAAAUCAGUGACAUGGUGUGAUAAUAUCAAUGCUGCUGCACUUGCUUCAAACCCAAUGCACCACGCAAGAACGAAGCAUAUCGAAUUGGAUGUCAAUUUUGUUCAAGAUAAAGUGCUGAGAAAGGAGCUUGAAGUCGUGUACAUGCCAUCAGCAGACCAAAUAAUCGAUUGUCUCACAAAGGGACUCUAA